Molecule: messenger RNA, 948 nt
Organism: Capsicum annuum
Lineage: Eukaryota; Viridiplantae; Streptophyta; Magnoliopsida; Solanales; Solanaceae
Exons: 2
Coding region: 172-579 (135 amino acids)
Biological process (GO): innate immune response
Source: RefSeq, a predicted model, not a curated record
GUGUCAAAAAUUGUAUGUCUCUUAACAUAAAAAAGGCCACAAGUAGCUAGCUAGUUUCAUUCAAGAACCUCAUACCAACCAUAUAACACAGCAUUAAACACCCAAGAUGCAAUAAAUAACAAGUGCAGACAAACUAACCAUUUUGUGAGAAAAGAAGAAAAAAAAAGUAAGAUGGAAGAGGGUGCAGAUACCAGAGAGAAAAGAGAGAGUGGCAUAACAACAGGUUAUGAUGUUACAAAGAAUCCAAUGUUUUGCUUACAAGAAGCCAUAAGAACUAUUCUCAAAUGUCUUGGUUUUGAAUCUUCAAAACCUGAUCACCCUUCUUCUUCUUCUUCUUCGUCAAGUAUGUCAAAUGAUACUAAAAAAGAAGAGGAGAAUAAUAUUAUAGAAGAACAAAGUGAACAACAAAAGUGUGUGUUCCAACAAGAUGAUGGUCAAGGGAAUCAGAAACAGGAUGAUGACCCUCCAGCUGAAGUAGAUGAUCCACCACCAGUUAUAGAAGCAGCAACAGGCCGGAGGAGGGGAAGACCACCAUCAAGACCUGGAGUUGGAAGGGGACCUCCUCCUGAGAACAAUUAAUUAAUUAAUUAAUUAACUGACAAUCUAAUAUAUGAAUCCCCUCUUAAUUAAUUCUGAUGUCCAUUUUCAUACUUAAUUUGGCUAGAGUUUGUUUAAAGUUAAGAUUGGUUGAAUGUAGAGGAGUCUGCCCUUAUAGUCUUUUGAUCAGUAAAUUAUUUAGAACUUUGAAAGAUGGUGGUCAAGGUAACGCUUUCAAGCCACUGCACUAGAUGGGCAUGUAGGUCCAGUACUGGUCUUUUAUCUUGGUUUGGUUUCUGGCUUUAAUUGUUUUAGCUCUUUGUUUGUUUAUAUACACAUAUGUAUAUUGUAAGACUUAUAUGUGCAAGUUAAUUAAUGCAUAAUUAAAUCUACAAGUUAAAGUAUUGUCGA